AUGUCACCCAGCCUAUACGACAAACGGAGGCAUCUCUUCGUCCUCCUCAGCCUCCUCACCCUCACACUCGCCGCCGGUCUCUCAACAGCCGAUGCCGCCGCCGCCACAGUCUCCUUCUAUCCCUCUCCGGAGGCCGCCGCGGCCGCGCACUGCGACGGCACGUUGUACCCGGACCUCUGUCUGUCCACGCUCGCCACCAUUCCAAGCCUCCACAAGAAGCCCCUCCGGGUCGUCAUCGGCGCUACCUGCAACCGCACGGAGACGGAAGUCACUGACAUGUCUGCCAAUUGCUCCUCCUACCUCCAGGAGAGCUCCCUCACCGCGCGCGACCGGCUUGCCGUGUCUGACUGCAUUGAGCUUCUCGACGACACCAUGGACGACCUCCGGGCCACCACUUCCGACCUGGAGCAGCGGCUCUCUACCGCGAGCCGCCCAAUGAUGCACGAAGUCAUGACGGUCCUCUCCGCCGCCAUCACCAACCAGCAGACCUGCCUCGAGGGCUUCGCGUACCAGAAGGGCGGCCAUCUUCGGCGCUUGAUAGAGCCCCGCAUCAACCACAUCUCCCGACUGGUCAGCAACUCGCUUGCCCUGGCCAGGAAGCUGCCCGGUGCCAAUGCAUCGUCCACGUCAACGACGCCUAUGGAGAGCAUGCAGCGGCAGCCAUUCAUGGGGUACGGGCAGAUGGUGAAGGGGUUCCCGCGGUGGGUGAGGCCUGGGAACCGGCGGCUGCUGCAGGCGCCAGCGUCGGGCAUAAAAGCGGAUGCGGUGGUGGCCAAGGACGGGAGCGGCGCCUACACAACGGUGUCGGCGGCGGUCGCGGCGGCGCCGACCAACUCGAAGACGAGGUACGUGAUAUACAUCAAGGCUGGCACAUACAUGGAGAACGUAGAGGUGGGGAAGAAACACAAGAAUCUCAUGUUCGUCGGCGACGGCAUCGGCAAGACGGUCAUCAAAGCCAGCCUCAACGUCGUCGACGGCUCCACCACCUUCCGCUCCGCCACAGUCGCGGUUGUGGGCAAUAACUUUUUGGCCCGGGAUCUGACCAUCGAGAACUCGGCCGGCCCGUCGAAGCACCAAGCGGUGGCGCUCCGCGUCGGCGCCGACCUAGCGGCUUUCUACCGUUGCAGCUUCGUGGGUUACCAGGACACCCUGUACGUGCACUCCCUCCGGCAGUUCUUCCGCGAGUGCGACAUCUACGGCACCAUCGACUUCGUGUUCGGCAACUCCGCCGUGGUGCUGCAGAGCUGCAACCUCUACGCGCGGCGGCCCAUGGCGAGCCAGAGCAACGUCUACACGGCGCAGGGGCGGACGGACCCGAACCAGAACACGGGCAUCUCCAUCCAGAAGUGCAAGGUCGCCGCCGCGUCGGACCUCGCCGCCGUGCAGUCGAGCUUCCGGACGUACCUGGGCAGGCCGUGGAAGCAGUACUCGCGCACGGUGUACUUGCAGUCGGAUCUGGGCAGCGUCGUCGACCCCGCGGGGUGGCUCGCGUGGGACGGGACCUUUGCGCUCGACACGCUCUACUACGGCGAGUACCAGAACACGGGGGCCGGAGCUAGCACGUCCAACCGGGUGAAGUGGAAGGGCUACCGCGUGAUCAGCAGCUCGUCGGAGGCCAGCACCUUCACUGUGGGGUCAUUCAUCGACGGCGACGUCUGGCUAGCCGGCACGUCCAUCCCCUUCUCCACCGGGUUCUGACCGAAUUAUUCUAUCACGGCGAGUUCUGGGCGUGAUGGCGAUAAGCGAACGACGCCCAGAAGCGAAAAGCGCAUCAAAUUCGAUCGUUUUGAUCUCCAUUCUUUUGUUUUUCCAAACCAUCCAUAGGUGACUGGUUCAUUGUUGAUACCUGCACCGCAUAUA
Messenger RNA from Lolium rigidum, 1860 nucleotides. RefSeq names its product pectinesterase-like. NCBI's taxonomy places the organism in Eukaryota, Viridiplantae, Streptophyta, Magnoliopsida, Poales, Poaceae. The transcript is spliced from 2 exons. Gene Ontology annotation, biological process: cell wall modification. Gene Ontology annotation, molecular function: pectinesterase inhibitor activity; pectinesterase activity. Bases 1 to 1698 code for a protein of 565 amino acids. The record is from RefSeq and is a predicted model, not a curated record.